Molecule: messenger RNA, 360 nt
Organism: Suillus subalutaceus
Lineage: Eukaryota; Fungi; Basidiomycota; Agaricomycetes; Boletales; Suillaceae
Exons: 1
Coding region: 1-360 (119 amino acids)
Molecular function (GO): GTP binding
Source: RefSeq, a predicted model, not a curated record
AUGUUGAUACAUUGUCAGAUUCAAAUGUCGAGGAACGUGGUCAUCAUUGGCCAUUCUGGGGUGGGGAAAAGCUCACUCAUCAACAUGCUUUACCCCAAAGCCAGCGCUCUUACCUCAGACGACAUAAAUGGUUGCACAACGGCAGAAGAAGUGUAUGGGCCCUGUGAUAUUGGGGAACAGCAAUAUUGUCAACUACACGAUACAAUUGGUCUCGAAGAAGGGAAAUGGAGCUUCCUUUGGGCCUCGAAAGCGGAAAAGCGACUCAAGAAAUACUUGAAGACAAUAAACCCGCACCUUCUAGUAUACUGCAUGCCAGGAGUGAGAAACAGCCUGAAAAAAACCACACGGGCACAACUUUAA